Chondrus crispus (carragheen) is the source of this 1632-nucleotide messenger RNA. RefSeq lists its product as hypothetical. NCBI's taxonomy places the organism in Eukaryota, Rhodophyta, Florideophyceae, Gigartinales, Gigartinaceae. The transcript has a single exon. Gene Ontology annotation, molecular function: phosphotransferase activity, for other substituted phosphate groups. The record is from RefSeq and is a predicted model, not a curated record. The coding region runs from base 1 to 1632 and encodes 543 amino acids.
AUGGCCAUUAGAGACAUGAAAGACGCGGUGCUUGCCGCGCGCUUGCAUAUAAAUGACGUCGCUGCACAGCCGGCGCGUCGCGCGGAGCGACAAGGUGACGAGAAGCGUGGCACCUCUGAAUCCCGAUUGGAUAAAUUUGCGGCGAAAGUCCGUCCGGAGCCCGCGGUUAAACCAAUCAAAGAUCGCCGCCGCGCACGCCUGACGACAGCCGAGAUUUCAGUGCCGCGCCGCCAAACAAACAUGAACGCAUUGCGGUUUGGAUUGCGCGGCUUGGACAUUCUUCUUGUCUGCGCCAUCAUCGCCGUCGGGAUCUGGAACGGAUAUAUCGGCGUCAAUGAUCGCGGCGUUGCAGCGCCUGUCGCAGCCUCAGUGCUGGGGUCUGUCAUCUUUAUCGCAGCCCUAUUCAUUUCCAAUGCUUACCGCUUCAACGCCGCCACGACAUGGUCGGCUCACCUUAAGACCGUGAUGAUCGCGAGUUUUGCCGCUGCGGGCGUGUGGUUGACGAUCGCUUUGAUCGUGCGGCCAGACACCUUCCUGCCCGAUGCGUUGGCAAAGGCCGGAUUAGGCGCAAUCGCUUUACUGGCUAUUCUGCAUAGCAUUUAUCACAAUCAGAUCCGCCGCCUUCAUACACGCGGAGCUCUCUCCCCGACGAUUGUUAUGCUUGGAGCCACUGAAAGUGCGCGUCGCAUCAUCGAGGAAAAUGCAAAAACAAAAGAACUCAACAUCCUCGCCAUCUUUGAUGACCGUCUGGCCCGUGCACCGCACAACAUACACGGCGUGCCCGUCAUUGGCUCUGUGGAGGAUCUGCUGAAUUGGGACGCCUUGCCCUAUAUCAACCGGAUCGUUGUAACCCUUCCGGCGAUGGCGAAUAAACGCAAACAGGAUUUUGUUGACCGCGUUCGUUUGUUGCCAAACCGCAUCGCCUUUGUUGUUGAUGAAUUUGAAAACUUAAACCAUGUGCAGCAACGUGUGUCUGAAAUUGCAGAAAUCAGCCUGCGCGAUGUCACCGGCAAUCCGAAAUCCGGCCGCCAUACGGCGCUAAAGCGUCUGCUGGACAUCGGGAUUUCGGCGACAGCUCUUGUCCUUGGCGCACCUGUCCUCGGACUGAUUGCCCUUAUCAUCCGUUUAGACAGUCCGGGUCCGGCCUUAUUCAAACAACCUCGUCACGGGUUCAAUAACCGUGUGUUUAACGUCUAUAAAUUCCGCUCUAUGCGCAAUGAUCGCGCUGAUUUGAAAGCCGAACAACAGACAGUUGUGGGCGACGCCCGCGUCACAAAAAUCGGAAGAAUUAUCCGCAAAACCUCGCUGGAUGAGUUACCGCAACUUAUCAAUGUUCUGAAGGGUGAGAUGUCGCUCGUUGGGCCGCGUCCGCACGCCGUCGGGAUGAAAACCGAAGGCAAGGAAAGCAUGGAACUCGUCAGCGAAUAUGCGCAUCGACAUAAGGUCAAACCCGGCAUGACCGGCUGGGCGCAAAUUAACGGAUCUCGCGGUCCUUUACACUCCGGGUCUGACGUCGCUGAACGCGUGCGUCUCGACGUGGAAUAUAUCGAACGCUCUAAUGUGAUGUGGGAUAUCUAUAUCAUGCUCAAGACGUUGCCUGUUCUUUUGGGCGACCGGACGAACGCCCGUUAA